Molecule: messenger RNA, 1170 nt
Organism: Botrytis porri
Lineage: Eukaryota; Fungi; Ascomycota; Leotiomycetes; Helotiales; Sclerotiniaceae
Exons: 1
Coding region: 1-1170 (389 amino acids)
Molecular function (GO): hydrolase activity
Source: RefSeq, a predicted model, not a curated record
AUGUCAAAACAUCCCUUCUCAAAAGACCUUCCUUCAAAGCCUUUUCAUACACCACCUGAUACCCAUGAACGCGAGAAAGCUCGGAACGAAAGGUCUAUGAGACGCGGCGGCUCUUGGUUCACAAAAGGAACAUCCAACAUGAUUCGUCAGUGGCAUUCCCGACCGAAAACUUCUGCAGAUGCUGUUCUUGUCGACCACCCAGAAAUAUCUGCCACGAAAGUGGUCGUUUCAAAGUAUUCAGAAAUUCCAAACACUUAUGGAGAUAUUAAAGUCGUUAUCUUACAACUCAAAACCGCCACAUCCUUGAACCUUAGACCGGCAAUAUAUUUCAUUCACGGUGACCCUUUCAUGGCCGAUGGACCCCUUGACGGUAUAUCCGGCUUCUUCGAUCUGAUCAAACAACUUGAUCUUGUGCUGUUCACAAUCGAUUAUCGCCUUCUGGACAAGUGUUGGUGCCCCACUCCACUAACAGAUUGCUAUCGUGGUCUUCAAUACGCUUUCAAAGAGGCCAACAAUUUGCGCAUUGAUCCUACGAAGAUAAUGAUAGCUGGGCAGUUUUUAGGUGGAGGGCUUGCUGCCGCAACUGCAAUCAUGGCUCGUGAUGGAGUCGAUAUGGGACUACAUGAAGGGGGAAAGUUAAUGGCACAGUGCUUAGUCUGCCCUGUAAUCGAUGAUCGCUUGGUUAUGAAAUUGAAAGAAGAUACCGAAGACGAAGGGGAGUUCUGGACCACUACAGUCUUGAGGAAAACUGUAUGGGAUUAUUAUCAGCCGGACAUUUAUAUCAUUCCAGACUAUUAUUCCGACCUCCAGCUUAUAUUAGACGCUGAUGCGAGGGACAAAACAACUCUUUCAGAAGCUCUACGGAAAGAAAAAGUCCGGAGAACCUAUCAUCGGUCACAGCAUCUGAGAUAUGUAACGCCAGCCUGUGCGCCAAAUUUGUAUGAUUUACCACCAACAUGGAUUGAUGUCGGAAGGGAGGAAGUGUUUAGAGACCAAGUCAUGAAAUAUGCGACGAGAUUGAUGGACGCUGGGAAUGAAACGGAGUUGCAUAUUUUGGAGGGGAACCGUUGUGAUUUUGACAGUUUACAUAGACCCCAGACAAAACUCUCUCAAGCCUACAUGAAUUUGAGAUUAGAAUGGAUAAGAAAAGCAUUCAAGAAAAGUAGAUAA